UUUUUGAAGAACCACAGCAAUGGGCAACUUUGGAACCCCACUUAGAAGAAACCAGUUCAUCCUCUUGGUGCUCUUUCUUUUGCAAAUUCAGAGUCUUGGUCUGGACAUCGAUAGUCGUCCUGCCACUGAAGUCUGUGCCACACACACAAUUUCACCAGGACCCAAAGGAGAUGAUGGUGAAAAAGGAGAUCCAGGAGAGGAGGGAAAGCAUGGCAAAGUGGGGCGCAUGGGACCAAAAGGAAUUAAGGGAGAUCUGGGUGAUAUAGGAGAUCAAGGCAACCUUGGGAAGACUGGGCCCAUUGGCAAGAAGGGUGACAAAGGGGAAAAGGGUUUGCCUGGAAUGCCUGGAGGGAAAGGCAAAGCAGGCACUGUCUGUGAUUGUGGAAGGUACCGGAAAGUAGUUGGACAACUGGAUAUUAGCGUUGCUCGCCUAAAGACAUCUAUGAAGUUCGUCAAGAAUGUCAUAGCAGGCAUUAGGGAAACGGAGGAGAAAUUCUACUACAUCGUGCAGGAGGAAAAGAACUACCGAGAGUCCCUGACCCACUGCCGGAUCCGCGGUGGAAGGCUCGCCAUGCCCAAGGACCAGGCUUCCAACGCCCUCAUAGCUGAUUACGUGGCCCAGAGUGGCUUCUUCCGCGUGUUCAUCGGGGUGAACGACCUUGAGAAGGAGGGGCAGUAUGUGUUCACAGACAACAGCCCGCUGCAGAACUACAGCAACUGGAGGGAGGGGGAACCCAGCGACCCCUAUGGCCACGAGGACUGUGUGGAGAUGCUGAGCUCGGGCCGGUGGAACGACACCGAAUGCCACCUGACCAUGUAUUUUGUCUGUGAGUUUGUCAAGAAGAAAAAGUAGCCUCCCACGUGGGUCACUUCCCUGUGACUACCAUGGCAGUUAUUUUUAUCCAUGCUUUUCUUCCUAAGAUGCUAAAAUAAGACUCAAGUAAGAAAGGCUAAAGGCAGGUUCAGAAUCUCCAUUGCCAUGCUCUUCUUUGAAGAGUUGGACAUUUUUGUGCAUGAUGUUACUGAGUCAAUAGCUCACCAGGUUACAAGGUCUGGAGAGUUUGAAUAACUAGCCUUGCAGGAGGGGAUUGUGUGUGUCUCAAAUGCUACCUUUCUCUAGAGCUCUAAACCACUCUCUAUAUAACCCCAGGGACAACUGAAUAGUUGGUUGGAGAGGAUAAGGCUACCCUAGACUUGCCCAAAGCUGCCAGGUCUAUGGAAGGUUUCUGUAAGGAACAUAGAGAUACAAUCUGCCUUUGAAGUCAAAAUCCCCAAGUUUUGACCUGUCACCAACCCGGCCACAGCCACCGUUGCAAAGUUCUCUUGUUUGCACAGACAGAAAUACUUCAGCCCCAAACCUCCAUGUGAACAGUGAGUGGUCUACUCCAGACCACAUGGAAUCACACUCUUUCUGCUUCUGAUCUACUGUCUUCACGGAAGUCAUCUAAGAAUACCAGACAAUUGUCCAUAACUUAAUCCCAGAUCCUGAAGUAUUAACUCCCUGAUUUGGAGAAAUAGGAGCUUCAGAAAUGGAAAAAAAGAGUCUAUUCCCAAAAAAUAUAAUUUAUAAUACUCCAGCUAAAUCGUCUCCCUGCUAUUCCUAUAACUACAUUUUUCUUUGUCUUUGAUGUGUCAGCUUCCCUCUCGUUAAGCCUGGGGAAUGAAGGAAGGGCUUUGGGGAGCCUUCAGACAACUCUAGUAGCUUUCACGUGUUGCCAACCCCAAAUCUCUGUCUCUUUUUCCUUCAUUCUAAUGUAUCACUCAUGGUGACAUUCUGUGGAAAACCCUUUACUGCCCAUAACUGUAUGUUCUAAGUCCCUCACACCAGAAGUCCCUAACUGGUAUUCUCUCAUCACAGAAGUAUGUCAAGCAGGGGCUAGGAACAUGCCUAGAAUUCACAUUUACUGAACUGGUGAAAUUCUUCUUUGAACUACAGAUCGAACUUCAAGGCAGCUUUCAUUUGGAACUUAAAAGUAAAGAGUUCAACAAAACUCGUGAUGAUCCCCUUAUAAACUGUUGUUCUAGUUUUGUUGUGUGACAUGUGAUCAGACUGUUUAAAAUGCUAGCAAAAUAGCUAAUGAAAUAAGGGAAACAUCAGGAACAUACGUUCACACGUUCACCUUAAGCCAUCUGUCCAUGAUUUCACCCAUGACUAACUGGUUAUGAGAUAGGAUUUAAUUAGGUUAUUUCUGUGGGCUUAACAAGGAUCACAAACCCAGUUCCUACCAGGGCUAUAGAGAUUACAUAAAUAAAUGAGGUGGAACAGGUGGAGAUCACAGCACAUGGACACGCCCUGCCCUCCUGAAGGAACCAGCUGCCCUUCAGUGCAGCUAUUCUCACCAUGGAGA
Talpa occidentalis (Iberian mole) is the source of this 2348-nucleotide messenger RNA. RefSeq names its product collectin subfamily member 10 (gene COLEC10). NCBI's taxonomy places the organism in Eukaryota, Metazoa, Chordata, Mammalia, Eulipotyphla, Talpidae. The transcript is spliced from 6 exons. The coding region runs from base 20 to 853 and encodes 277 amino acids. The record is from RefSeq and is a predicted model, not a curated record.